AUGCCUGAACCACACAACGAUGGCCUGCACUCCCUGAAAACCAACUUCGAGGUAGCCGCCAUGGCCGCCAGUGGUGUUUAUGCUGCCAACGAACUGGGCAAAGCAGUCGCCGAGGACUAUAAGGACGCCAACGAGCACUAUGUCAAGGCUGCUGUCGGCGCAGCGGUCGCUGUCGGAGCGUUCCAUCUGCUCCAGAAGCAGAAACGGGAACGCGAGGAAGAUGAGUACAUCAGCAGCAGCGAUGAGGAACAACAUCAUCGCCAUUCACCUCGUCCACGUAGGCACUCACAUCAUGAACAUCACCACGAGCACCUGGAGGGUCCAGGCCACACCAGACGACUUUUGGAGGAAGCCGUGGGAGCGUACAGCUUGGGCAAAGAGCUCCUGGGCGACAGGCGGCACCAUGUAAUCCACCUGAUCACGGAGGCCUUGGGAGCAGUUGCCGCAGCGAGAGAAGUUAGCGAGAGGAACAAAGAAGUUCGAGAGAUUUGA
Molecule: messenger RNA, 492 nt
Organism: Fonsecaea nubica
Lineage: Eukaryota; Fungi; Ascomycota; Eurotiomycetes; Chaetothyriales; Herpotrichiellaceae
Exons: 1
Coding region: 1-492 (163 amino acids)
Source: RefSeq, a predicted model, not a curated record